AUGGUGAUGUGUUUUGUUAGCGGCUGUAGGCAUUACAGCGAAAGAGACUAUUGCAAAUUUUUCAGGUUUCCCAAGAAGGAAGAGGAAUAUAAACAGUGGGUUGAGAAAAUCAGGAGACUCGAUAGAGAGCCAUCCAGUCAUUCUGUUGUGUGUUCGUGCCAUUUCAAAGACGGAGAGAGGAACAACGGGCCUACAAUAUUUCAGCCACAUGCCAAGCUGUUGGACUUUAUAGCGAAAGGAAGUAAUGGUACGGAAGCAUACUUUUCAAAAGAUUCAACUUAUCAUGCUGGGGUGGGCAUGGGUAAAGGGAACCGACCCCCUUUCUGGUUGCGCCACUGA
This is a messenger RNA of Uloborus diversus, 339 nucleotides long. RefSeq names its product THAP domain-containing protein 3-like. The transcript has 3 exons. Lineage: Eukaryota; Metazoa; Arthropoda; Arachnida; Araneae; Uloboridae. Bases 1 to 339 code for a protein of 112 amino acids. The record is from RefSeq and is a predicted model, not a curated record.